Molecule: messenger RNA, 5772 nt
Organism: Xyrichtys novacula (pearly razorfish)
Lineage: Eukaryota; Metazoa; Chordata; Actinopteri; Labriformes; Labridae
Source: the annotation of a GenBank genome assembly
GCCGUUGUUUCAUUUGCGCCAUUUUGUCUGCUCACUUUGUUGAUUGGGCUUCCGCGAGCAACAGCAGAGCCAAUCAGAGGGAAACCGGACAGCGGAGACACGGUAAGGGAGACCCUAUUGAAGGCAUUGGUAGUUGUCAGCACGGAUUGGUUUACUAUGGACCAACCAAAUUACUAACCUUGCUAAGUGCAAAAAAUGGACCGUCGGUUUGAUUUGGACCGCUGCGUUUCUGUCUGGUUUGGCAACAAAUAUGUCUGAGUCUCCGAUGUGGGCUUCGGAGUGGAAACAUGAUCUCUGGUAGACGUCGAGCCUUAGCUAGCAUGAGCUAGUUUGCUAUAGUCUCAAACAAAGGAGUGGAUCCAAAUGCUCAACCUCUCAGUAAAUAAUUCCUCUAAAUGCACCCAGCACAUCAUAAAAACACUCAACCCAGUCAGAACCAGCGAUACCAGUCUGUCUCUUCACUGGCCCACGUUUGAAGUCGUCCGUUUUUACCUCGCAUUUUAGCCUAUAAGCGCUAGCCUUGUUAGCUUUUCGUAGUAUUUGUUAAAAAUGCUGUUUAGAGAAAGAAAGCAGCUGGCGUGAACAUGAUCACACAGCGCGGGGCUGGCAAAUGGAUUCCUCAAUGCAAAUAUGGCUUUUUACAUUUUAUGGCAUCGGUUGGCGCGUAAAAAUAUGAAGAAAAAGGGCCCCAAUAUUAUAAGUAAUGACUCACGGAAACAAUGGGCUGACAUCAGUAAUGUCAGAAAGACAAACAAACAACGACAAAACCCCAAAACAAUCGUGUUUAUUUCCGCAAGUGCUUAUUUUUAAGUGGAGAGUAAAGAAAUGUGUUCCUAAUAUGUUUCCCCCCUCCAUGUUUGGUAAUGAAGAGGACAAAAUAUAAGGAACACUCUGCAGCAUUACACUCCUCAUUACACUAACACCACCCUCUACAUCUUAAGGUGUAAAGAACACGCAUCCUUUCUCAGAUCAUGUCUGCAAAAGCUGAAAAAUCAGAAACUUGUUGUCAAAUCUGUAGUCAAGCCGUUCUGGGGGAUUGCAUCAGAGGCCCUGGGUGUUCACUAUGUUAUGGCCUGUCACUGCUCAUCAUUCAUUGCCAAUACUGUCUCUUUCCUCAGUCUUCAUAGAGGAUUGUGAUAAUAACAAGCCAUGGAGCAGUACACCACUGCCACCACUACCACAGGGGAGCAGAUUGUUGUGCAGACUGCCAAUGGACAGAUCCAGCAGCAGGUAAGGCGUUAGUUUCCCCUCAUAAUGUUGAUUUUGAUGAGAGAAUAUUUUCCUGCCAAGCCUUCAAAUAUUUAUUUGUGAGUUUCCAGGAUGCCCAGCUGGAGAACAGUUCAGUGGACUCCAUAAUCACUCAGUUUUCUUGAUCAUUACUUAUCUGGAACUGUAUUGUCCUGCCUUGCCUGCAGACACAGGGCACAGUGACCGCUGUGCAGCUGCAAACAGAGGCGCCGGUGGUGACUGCCUCAGGCCAGCAGGUGCAGACACUCCAGGUAGUGGUGUCACCGCCGCCCUGUGUCAGUGCCACGACAGUGUUGCAGCCUGCAAGUUUGCAUGCUCCAACAAGGGCUGUUUUCAUGACCCAUUGCAGUGCUGUUUGGUCCACCCCCCACCCCCACACUCCGCAUGUCUUGCAGCUGCCUGAACUGCAUGUUCCUCAGCACACAGUGGUUGUGUGUCAGCCUUGGGUUUACGCUUGUGCUGUCGUAGUUGUCAAAAGACUACUGUUUGUCCGAGUUGUGUUUGUCUCAUGCUUUUAAAAGCAAAUUUCACAAUUCAUUUGUUGUUCUUAUCAAUCAGGAGAAAAACUAUUUGAUACCUAAGUCAUUUGGAAGCUUAUUUUGUUGGAAAAAAAAAAAGAACCAAAAUGAACACCAGGAAUGUCACCUUUUUGUCACCACCAUAAGUUUUUUAUUCUUGUUUUAUUGCAAAAUGCCAUUGUUCGUCACCCUUUUCUGCAAUACAACUAGAGACCACCAGUUUGUGAUGCUACUUAAUUUAAUUCCUGACUCAAACACAUUCCUCUUCAUGUCUGAGGUAGGAGAUUGUUUUCCAUUCAGUGUCUGGAAGAGCCCAGUGAAUAGAAACAUCCAAUCAUAAUGAUAUUGUUGACGUUCCAGAGAUGAUGCAAAAACAAGUAGUUGUUUCAGGUAGGCCCCAUUAAAAUCUCAAGAUCACAGGUCCAUGUAUUGAAAGUAACAAAUCAAAAUUGUGUUACUGACAGCAAGUACUUAAGCCAGUUAGAAGGAACCCAUAGUUAUCCAAUGUUGUUCAAAGUUACUGUUUAUAAAACAAAGACAGGCACGUUACAAGUUAUCUGUUAUUGUCAUUGUACAUGCAUGUUAGUGAAGUUGCAUAUGUAUAGAUUAAUUUAACUGACGUCUUUUAAAUCACAUUUUCAGGGACUCAAUUGUGCUUGUUGGUGUUUUUCAGCAAAGUGAGAUGGAGGAUUUGUUUUAAAUUAAUUAUAGAGACACUUGGGAUUAUAGGGUUUAUAAUUAAUCCAUGUGCUAUAGAUUUGUUUUGUUUGUACUUGCCAAUACUGAUUUACAACAAAUCAUCACAUUGUUUUAUCUAAGAUCUUGUGCAGUUCUGGAUGUUCCUCGUGUGCCAUCAUUUGCUUGCAGUUGCGUGAAUCCCAAGCAAGUGUUACUCUGGUGUAAGUAGAAAACCCUUUUAGUGCUGCUGUGACAGCUUUGUCUUUCUCUCUGCAGGUCCAGGGACAGCCUCUGAUGGUCCAGGUGAGCGGUGGGCAGCUCAUCACAUCAUCGGGACAACCCAUAAUGGUACAGGCCAUGUCAGGGGGUCAAGGCCAGACCAUCAUGCAGGUCCCUGUGUCAGGAGCUCAAGGACUACAGCAGGUAAAGGACAAGGCACCAUUGUUAUUGUAGAUCAGAUUUUGAGUUUGAACUGAUCUGGUUAGAUUUUUGAGAAACAUACAAAAUUUACAGUCUGGCUGAAAAACCCAACAAACAAAUCCAUCUGUGGUUUGUCACUUGUGUUUAGAUCCAGCUGGUGCAGCCGGGCCAGAUCCAGCUGCAAGGGGGUCAGACUCUACAGCUCCAGGGCCAGCAGGGUCAGCCCCAGCAGAUUAUCAUCCAGCAGCCCCAGACUGCCAUCACGGCUGGACAGAACCAGGUUUCAUGCAGUAAACACAAUUAACAAUCCGUUUGAUCUUAAAAUUAUUGAUGUCAAUACUGAGUGUUGCUCUGCUCUUGUGUGGUCUUACAGGGUCAGCAGAUAAGUGUGCAAGGCCAACAGGUGGCACAAACAGCCGAUGGACAGACCAUUGUUUACCAGCCUGUCAAUGCAGAUGGCACCGUGCUGCAGCAGGGUACACUCAGUUUUCUCUCUUGUUUUUAGUGUGCCUUCUGCUCUAAAGACUCUCUGAUCCGAUGCACUGUUGAGAUGUCUAUUUGAAUAAUAAUUGUGAUUAUAAUCUAUUGGUAGGAAUGAUUACAAUUCCAGCUGCCAGCUUGGCAGGCGCCCAGAUCGUGCAGGCAGGGGGUGCCAACACCAACACGACCAACAGCGGCCAAGGCACUGUGACCGUCACCCUGCCCGUCUCCGGUAACAUGGUUAAUGCAGGUGGAAUGGUCAUGGUAAGACCCUGUGCAGAGGUACCCAGCAUCUUCUUAUCUUUUCUUUUUUUAUUCACAAGGGUGUGUGUUGUUGUUUCUCUUUCCCACUUGAAACUCUACAUAUGUGGUGGAGAUGUGUAAUUUUCUGCAAGUAAAAUUAAAUUUCCUAUUUAUCAAGAGUAUAUUGAUGAUACUUUAUUCUGUUUGUAGAAUUGGAAAACUGUAUUGAAAAGAUGAUUGAACUAACCCUACAUUUGACUGUACACUAUAAACAGAUAAAUUCUAUUUGUGGUCAAGUGUAUUUCAUUUACUGUGUUAAAUACAGAGUGUUUUAUUAUCCCUUCUUAGCACCUACAAUCACCCACACCUGUUUUCUUUUAUUUAGUUUUAUUAUCCUUCUAUCAACAUUGAAUUCAGAGCUUUGUCUUGAGGAUUCUUAUCAGUUGUAACAUAAAUAAUUUUCAACUUACCGUAAAGGCUCAUUGGCAAGUCUUUUAAUGAAUGACUUGGGAAUACCAAUGUGAGUGUGUAUGACCUUAAAGAAGAGCUUUUAAACUUAAGGCUGUGUGUAUAGUAUACUUAAUAUUUCUAUUAGAUAACCACCUUGUAUUGGAUAUAUUCUAAUUAAAUUGUCUGCAGGAGAGGUCCUAAGCAUUGCAUCCCUGUUUUCUGUCUCAUCCUCUUAUCAGAUGGUGCCUGGAGGCGGUGGAGUUCCCACAAUGCAGCGUAUCCCUCUGCCAGGGGCUGAGAUGCUUGAAGAGGAACCUCUAUAUGUCAAUGCAAAACAGUACCACCGCAUCCUGAAGCGAAGACAGGCCAGAGCCAAGCUGGAGGCUGAGGGCAAGAUUCCAAAAGAAAGGAGGGUAAGAAUUUGACCACACAAACGCUGGCACAGGGGAGUUUUCUUCCUCACUAUCUGGUUUGGAUAAAUGCAUUUUAAUUAGGCUCUUAUUUCUCUCUUUACUGGCUCCUGGCUCAUUUUGUUUUUAUACACUUUUACUCUGUAGAAAUACCUCCAUGAGUCGCGCCACCGUCAUGCCAUGCAGCGUAAACGAGGGGAUGGAGGACGUUUCUUUUCACCUAAAGACAAGGAGGAAAUGGCUUUGGCUCUGGCACAGGUAAUGUUUUCAGUCUGUAAUGAAAUAAGAUGCCGUUUUACUUGAAUCUGUCAUUAUUUUGACUUGGUUGGCCUAUUAAUUGAAACUAAUAAUCUUCUCUCCUCUUGUGCAGCAGCAGCAGGAUGUGUCCCAGGCAGUAGCAGAUGAGACAGUGGCUCAGAUGAUCAGAAUCACAUAGCACUCAUAGCCAACAUCAUCACUUCCUUCUGUCUGAGAGUCUUCACCCCAGUUUACCCACCUGCCCAACCUCCCUUCAACCACAGCACUGCCACUAGGGUAUCUCUUGUCUUCUUCCCGCUCUUGUGCUGGUCUUCCAUGGAGCUGGCCACACACAGCAGCUGAGGCUGCAGUUCUAUUCGGUCGUCUCUCCUGAAGUGGCGGAUGCUUCCACGUUUGUCUUAUCUGGUCAAGCACAUAAGACUAGAUUUUUAUUCUCAUGAGGAUUUGUUUGGACAUUGAGGACAUUGAUUUUUGUUACUUGGAAACUAUGAAGCCAUUCUUUCCAACUGAUUUGUUUGCAAGAUGAGAAUUUGUCUGCUUUUAAAUAUUGUUUUUUUUUUUCCUUUUUUUUUGUAAAUGGUACAUAAUUAUUUCAGGGACACUACAAUUGUAAAUGAUACAUUUGUGUCCUUUAUCUUUGUGUCAUGCCUUGUUUUUUUUUAAAACAUUUCCCUUUUGUCUGUGUACUGUGGGGGACAGAUUUAACAUCAACCGAACAAAAAACUGAAAUGUGAAACCAAUGUGAAGAUAUUGUACAUAAAGUCUCUUCUUCCCCAGCGUAAUACUAUUUUGACCGAUUUCAGGAGGAAUUUUUUUAUUAUUAUUCUGUGGAUAAACAUAGUGUUUGUAUAAAACAUAACUUGAUGGCUUCAUACUACACUUUCCUUCCAUGUAGACAUUACUUCAUUGGUGAGUAUACCCAAGUGUUGUUGUUUUUUUUUUUCAUUUUAGAUAGCACAGUUUUUUACUCACCAGAUGAAGUUUUGCAAGUAUGUCCGUAAUAAAAAAAAAUAGGACAUUGAAUUCAUCAAACAUAUGGAUUAAAUUUUUUAUGUGAUUAGAGGUUA